This is a messenger RNA of Exserohilum turcica Et28A, 1161 nucleotides long. RefSeq lists its product as uncharacterized. Gene Ontology annotation, molecular function: phosphoric diester hydrolase activity. NCBI's taxonomy places the organism in Eukaryota, Fungi, Ascomycota, Dothideomycetes, Pleosporales, Pleosporaceae. The transcript is spliced from 2 exons. Bases 114 to 1052 code for a protein of 312 amino acids. The record is from RefSeq and is a predicted model, not a curated record. Gene Ontology annotation, biological process: lipid metabolic process.
CUCGCAACCCUCUGCUUCAUCUUUGCGCGUUUUGACUUGUUUCUGCAUCAUUUGUGCCCCGCCCGUUGCUUGUGUUGCUUGUGUUGCCUGUCUUGUGUUGCAUCGCUAGCCUCAUGCGUUCCUCGUUUGCUCUGUCCGCAAGCUUUGCGGCGCUUUGCAGCGCGGCAGCUUACGGACCACAGACUCCACUCAAGAACAUCCUGGCCAACACCGACAAGAGUGACAAGUACAGAUACCCGACCGAUUUCACCAGAGACAUUGUCCCCAAGCCCUUCCACAGCCACAAUGACUACUGGCGCGACGUCCCCUUCUACUCGGGCCUGAGCCGUGGCGCCAUCUCCACUGAAGCCGAUGUCUGGCUCAUCAAUGGCACUCUAUACGUUGGCCACGAGCCCGCCGCUCUGACCGAGACGCGCACGCUUGAGUCGCUCUACAUCCAGCCGAUUCUCGACACGCUGCAUCGCCAGAACCCAAGCACUCAUUUCGUGCAGCCGGGCGAGCAGAAUGGCGUCUUCGACACGUCCAGCGACCAGACGCUCUACUUGUUCAUCGACCUGAAGACGGCCGCUGACGUGACCUUUCCCGCCGUCCUCAAGGCCUUGGAGCCUCUGCGAAGCGGAGAUUGGCUCACCACCUAUGCCGGUUCUAACCUCCGCAGGAACCCGGUUACCGUCAUCGGAACCGGAAACACUCAUCUUGCCAAUGUGCUCGCAUCAUCCCCUCGCGACGUCUUUUUUGACGCGCCCCUUGCAGAGCUCAAUGACCCAAAAUACAAAGACUUGAGUGAAAACGAAUCGCCAAUCGCCUCCACCAACUUUGCUGCGUCCUUUGGCGACGUGCGCAAGCGCGAAAUGAACGACACCCAGCUGGAUACGCUGAGGAGCCAGCUCAGUGCCGCCCAUGCAAAGGGCAUCAUGGCUAGGUACUGGAACCAGCCCGAAUAUCCUAUUGGAACCAGGAAUGCCAUUUGGAGAAUCCUUUGGGAUGAGGGCGUUGACCUGCUGAAUGUCGAUGACCUGGAUGGUGCAGCCGAGUUUUGGCAAGGCGAUUAGAGGCUACCCAGGGUUGCAGUGCCCCACCAGAUCAACCAAUUCGCUAUGCUGUAAUCACAAACACAUGAUCAACGAGCCCCGCAAGGCCUCUAGAAUAGACCGUUAUGCC